Molecule: messenger RNA, 3016 nt
Organism: Phlebotomus papatasi
Lineage: Eukaryota; Metazoa; Arthropoda; Insecta; Diptera; Psychodidae
Product: sodium-independent sulfate anion transporter-like
Exons: 6
Coding region: 1085-2884 (599 amino acids)
Biological process (GO): transmembrane transport
Cellular component (GO): membrane
Molecular function (GO): sulfate transmembrane transporter activity
Source: RefSeq, a predicted model, not a curated record
AUUGCAGUAUCAACUAUCUAAAGUACAUGAGUGCUUCCUCGUCUUUAGUUCUUAGAUAUAAAAUUGUUUUUCACAGCUGUUGACAAUUAUUGUGAGAUUUUCUUGAUAUUGUACCAUGGGAGAUUAAAUAAUAAACGUGCUAAACGUGUUUGGUUCAUAGCAGCAUUAAUCUACAAAUUGGGUCAAAGUGAUAUAAGCUUUUGUAAAUACAAUUAGGAUGCUUCUUUUUCAUGGCUAUCCUAUUUUUUCCACGGUACUGUAUGUAAUGUUUGCACUAUUCACCGUAGGUUGGAGUUGGUGCUCACACUUGUUGCUACUGAAAACGAAUUCGAAGCGCAUGGUAUUCAUUUUCGUCACAACUCGUGAGCACGUCAGUCGUGUCUUUUGCUCAACAGACGUUCAAUUUAGUGGAAAACCUCGUGAAAUAGGUCGAAAUUUGUAUAAGAAAAUACAAAUUGUGUGACAACAAAUAUUUUUCAAAGUAUAUUAUGUCUCGUGAUCGAUGGAAAAACUCAUACAUCAUUGUUUAAUUAAUUUUUCAAUUUAUUGUUCAAGAAUCCAUGUCUUAGUUUCCAAUUGGGAAUUAAACAAAGUUGGUUUAUUUGGUGAAUGUGCUUCUCCGUGAAAUUAAUAUUGAAUUUUUCUGUUAUCGCAGGAAUGGAAUGAUAAAGUUUAAUUUCAGUGAAUAACAAAAUAAAUAAAUUAUGUAACUAAAGUAAUUAAAUAAAAUAUUGUGAUCUCAUUUGCCUGUUUCUUCAGAAAAUUGAAGUCAGAGAAAGAGAGAUGGAAAAGUGACUCUCACGUGAAAAAAACACUUGAUAUUCCUCCUAAAUGAAAUAUAAACCUCCUUCAUGAAUAACAUUCAUUCAGUUCAUUGAUAAUGUGAGACACUGAAAAAACUGUGACUAAAGUUUAAAGCAAUAAAUAAAUUUUACAAGCAAUAUUGCACAACUUGCCAUCUAAAAUCGAAAAAACUAGUGCCUAAAAACGAAACAACGUGCCAUAAACUAAAAACAGAAAAAAAUUGAACUUAAAAAGAAUCUCACUGUGUUAUCAAAAACGUUCAUUUGCUAAUCUUUGCAGAAUGUACACGGGAAUUAGUAGCGAAGCACCUCCGGAAGAUUACAGCGAAGAGUUUCCAGAGAUCCUUCCUAUUUUGCGAAGACAAUGCAGUGGAUUCUGUGACAAAUCAACAUUGCUCAAGAGGCUUCCUAUUCUCAAUUGGUUGCCAAAAUAUCAGCUAAAUUAUUUAUUCUCUGACUUUGUGGCAGGUUUGACUGUUGGCUUGACAGCAAUUCCACAGGGAAUUGCAUAUGCUGUUGUGGCUGGAUUAGAACCACAAUAUGGACUCUAUUCUGGAUUUAUGGGCUGUUUUAUGUACUUCCUCUUUGGAAGUUGUAAAGAUAUAACAAUUGGACCAACAGCCAUUAUGUCACUAAUGGUAGCCAACUACGUGACAGCAAGCCCUGACUACGCAGUAUUAAGUUGUUUCCUGAGUGGAAUUUUAAUCUUUCUGUUGGGAGUAUUAAAUUUGGGUUUCCUAGUGCAAUUCAUCUCCGUCCCCGUGACAGCAGGAUUCACUUCGGCAGCCGCAAUAACGAUUGCCAGUACCCAGCUUAAAGCAUUAUUUGGUCUUCCAGGACACGCAAAUGAUUUCAUUGAAGCGUGGAGCAAUUUCUUCCAACAUAUCAGUGAUAUUCAACUCUGGGACACUGUCCUCGGAGUCAUCACAGUGAUAUGCUUACUAGUUCUUAAGAAAAUGAAUAGCAUUCAAAAGUGGAGAGUAUUCUUUAGGUACUUGUCACUCUCACGGAAUGCUCUAGCUGUGAUAAGCGGCACGGUUCUUGCGUACCUUCUCUUCACAUUUAACGAUAAGACUCCUUUUACGCUCACUGGAAACGUUGUUUCUGGCCUACCACCAUUCCAGCCGCCACCUUUCACCACUACAGUUAACAAUGAAACUGUACCUUUUAGCGAAAUGAUCAAAACUUUGGGAUCAGGAAUUGUAGCCAUUCCCUUAGUAUCAAUACUCGAGAGCGUAGCAGUUGCUAAAGCUUUUUCUAAAGGAAAAACAGUGGAUGCAACACAGGAGAUGAUUGCUCUUGGAAUGUGCAAUAUAAUGGGAUCUUUUGUCCUGUCAAUGCCAAUUACGGGUUCAUUUACAAGAACAGCCGUCAACAACACUAGUGGCGUUCGCACCACUCUCGGUGGCGUCUUCACAGGAAUCCUGAUCCUUUUAGCUCUUGGAUUUCUCGCUCAGACUUUCUAUUUCAUUCCCAAGACAACACUCGCCGCCGUGAUUCUGGCGGCCAUGUUCUCUAUGGUAGAGUACGAGCUGCUCUUCAAGCUCUGGCGUACUAGACGAAUAGAAGUGCUUCCCUUCUUGGUCACACUAAUAGCGUGCUUAUUACUUGGACUCGAAUAUGGUAUUGUCAUAGGGGUUGGAGUGAAUAUCCUAUUCGUUCUCUACAGCACUGCUCGACCUAGCACACCACACGACAUUCGCAAAAUAUCUGAUACUGAGGUACUUGUAGUAUCACCAGAUCAGAGUUUGGUGUUUUCAGCAGCUGAAAACUUCAAGUACAAAGUACUGAAGUACACACUCAAUGCUCCGGAUACACUGAACCUCAUUGUCCUCAAUGGUCACUAUGUCCAGAGCAUUGAUUUCACUGCUGCUAUGAACCUCAACACACUGGUAGGGGAUCUUAAGAUCAUGGGCAAGAGUCUAGUGUUUUGGAAUUGGCCAAGGCAGUGUGUGGGCUUAGCCUGGCGCAUAAGCCCUGAAUUCGGUGCACUUUUCAAGCGAACGGACAACCUGGAUGAUCUAGUCAAAUUGUGGCACCAUGAAAAGCAGGACUAUAUCAACGGUGUCACAUGUAAUUGAUUAAAGAUAUGAUUUAGCUUUUCUUUCAUAUCUUCCACAGUCAGUAUCCGUGAAAGAAGCUAAAUUGUAUGAAUUUGACAGUGAUUAUAAUUGUGAAUUUAUAUUUACAAAUAAAUGUUAUUUAUUACAGAA